Messenger RNA from Clavispora lusitaniae ATCC 42720, 1053 nucleotides. RefSeq lists its product as uncharacterized. Gene Ontology annotation, cellular component: cytoplasm. Gene Ontology annotation, biological process: protein refolding. Gene Ontology annotation, molecular function: Hsp70 protein binding. Lineage: Eukaryota; Fungi; Ascomycota; Pichiomycetes; Serinales; Metschnikowiaceae. The record is from RefSeq and is a predicted model, not a curated record.
AUGAGAUUCGGAGCAUUGUUUUUCCUUUUGGCCCUAGCGAUAGCUCUAGACCCGUACAAGGUGCUUGACAUCUCCAAAGAUGCCGACGAAAAAACAAUCAAGUCUGCAUACCGCCGAUUGUCCAAACAGUACCAUCCAGACAAGAACUCCGAUCCAGAAGCACAUGACCGGUUCAUUGAGAUAGGACAAGCGUACGAGAUUUUGAGCGACGCAGAGAAGAAACUGAACUAUGACCGUUUUGGCGACGCCGAUCCACACCAAGGCGGCGGAGGCGCCAACUUCGAUUUUGGCGAUCUUUUCAACCAGUUCUUCCAGCAUGGCCACAACAACCACCACGGCCAGCGCCAGAGACGCGGCCCAGACACACAGGUGCGCUUGCUGAUGCCGUUGCGGGACUUCUAUGUCGGCCGAGACUUUGGCUUUGACGUGGAAAUGAACAAUGUGUGCCAAAGCUGUUCUGGCAGCGGCAGCGCCGACGGCGAGAGACACAGAUGUUCUCGGUGUGGAGGCAGCGGUGUCAUUUUGACGCGGCGCCAGAUGGGCCCGAUGAUCCAGCAGUUCCAGACGCCGUGCGACCAGUGUGGCGGAAAGGGUACCACCAUAGCCAAACCAUGCAAAACCUGUCGUGGCCAGGGAACAGAGCGGAAGCAGAGACACUACAACGUGUACUUUUCGCCUGGAACAGCGAGAAACUCUGUGAAGGUGCUUGAAGGCGAAGGUGAUCAGAGUCCAGACUGGGUGCCAGGGAACAUGAACUUGGUGAUCACAGAGGAAACGGCCGGAAACUGGGGGUUCCACCGUGUUGGAAACCAUCUUUACCGUACAGAAGUGAUUUCGGCGAAGGAGGCCUUGGAAGGUGGCUGGCAGCGGGAGAUUCGUCUUUUCGACGAGGAAACAGUGGUGCUUAAGAGGGGAAAGGGCGAGGUGGUGAUGGACGGACACGUGGACGUGAUAAAGGAACACGGCAUGCCUCAUGACGACGACUAUGGCCACAUGUAUGUGGAGUACCGCGUUGUGCCCAUUGGGAAAAGUAAUGUGAAGGUGGAGUUGUAG